UUUUUGUAGCGCCCAUCGUUUAUCUACGCAACAGCUAGCCAUCACUGCAAGCGUGCACUGCCAUCUGCAUUCACCUGUGCACUUCAGCAGCGCAGCAAGCCAAGAGGGAGAGCGGCAGAGAGGAGGAACUCAGGAAGAUGAGCGGCAGCAUGGAGACGCAGGCGCGGGCGUUCGCGGACGAGGUUCGCGGCGGCCUGGAGGGGAAGAGCUGGAUGCUGGACCUCGGCCACCCGCUCCUCAACCGCAUCGCCGAGAGCUUCGUCAAGGCCGCCGGGAUCGGCGCGGUCCAAGCAGUCGCGAGGGAGUCGUACUUCAUGGCCAUCGAAGGCGAGGGAGGAUCGGUGUCUGGCGCCACCGGCUCGAGGAAACGCUCGUUCCCAGAACUCAAUGGGACGAACAGUGGUAGCAAGUCGGCUGAGGCCAUGGUGAAAAACGUGAGCAAAGAGUCGUUACAGUGGGGACUCGCGGCUGGCGUGCACUCCGGCCUGACCUACGGCCUCACGGAGGUGCGCGGGACGCACGACUGGCGGAACAGCGCCGUGGCCGGCGCCAUCACGGGCGCGGCGGUCGCGCUCACGUCGGACCGCGCGUCGCACGAGCAGGUCGUGCAGUGCGCCAUCGCCGGCGCCGCGCUCUCCACGGCCGCCAACGUGCUCUCCGGCAUAUUCUGAUUCGUCUGAGCCCGCCAGUGAUGGGAGGGUGCACUGCACCGUCAUGGGGCCAUCGUUAUGUUCCUAGUAGCCCACUUCGACGAUAAUUUGGGUUGUUGUAUCAUGGAUGCUCUAAGCUAUCUUGUAAGCGGACCGGAAGAAAUGGCUAUGGAUUCGUCAUUA
Molecule: messenger RNA, 833 nt
Organism: Setaria italica (foxtail millet)
Lineage: Eukaryota; Viridiplantae; Streptophyta; Magnoliopsida; Poales; Poaceae
Product: outer envelope pore protein 16-2, chloroplastic
Exons: 6
Coding region: 138-671 (177 amino acids)
Cellular component (GO): chloroplast outer membrane
Molecular function (GO): amino acid transmembrane transporter activity
Source: RefSeq, a predicted model, not a curated record